Lathyrus oleraceus (garden pea) is the source of this 999-nucleotide messenger RNA. RefSeq lists its product as uncharacterized. The record is from RefSeq and is a predicted model, not a curated record. The transcript has 2 exons. Bases 1 to 999 code for a protein of 332 amino acids. NCBI's taxonomy places the organism in Eukaryota, Viridiplantae, Streptophyta, Magnoliopsida, Fabales, Fabaceae.
AUGCGCAAUAAUCAGAAAUUGCUCAUGGAUCAGUUGGAGCAAAAUCAGGCUGCUAUGAGGGAGGAUAUGACCACUGUAGAGGCUCAGAUGGGUCAGCUCGUUGAAGCCCUACAUGCUCUGGCUAGGGGACAAGAGGAAAUGCGUCAGGCUAAUCUGAGAGCCUCUACUGCCAACCCUGCUAUUGUGACAAUACCGGUGAAUCCACCAGGAGGAGCUGGUACGCCUAUUGUAGCUCAGCCACCUCCCGUAAGAGGUCCAGCUGACUCGGUUUAUGAAGCUUUUGGUCCUUCUUCUGUUGACCUCGAAAGGAGAUUUCAAAUGAUGGAGGAGAGAUUCAAGGCGAUGCAAGGUCCUGAUACCUUUGGGUUGGAUGCUGCUGACAUGUGCUUAGUGCCAGACGUGAAAAUUCCUCCCAAGUUCAAAGUCCCGAGCUUUGAAAAGUAUCAAGGGAUCACUUGUCCAAAGACCCACAUCCGAGCUUUCUGCAGAAACAUGGGCGCUCAUUCUAGUGACGAGAAACUCUUAAUGCACUUUUUCCAGGACAGUCUUAGUGGAGCUUCCCUGGAAUGGUAUAUGCAACUCAAGCGCACGCAUAUACGAACCUGGAGGGAACUAGCUGAAGCCUUCUUGAAGCAUUAUCAGUAUAACUCAGACAUGGCUCCCAAUCGUACUCAGCUCCAAAGCCUUUCUCAGAAGCCGGAUGAAUCGUUCAAAGAGUACGCUCAACGAUGGAGAGACUUGGCUGCCAGGGUUCAACCCCCUCUUCUCGAAAGAGAGCUGAUAAACAUGUUCGUGGAUACCCUUCAAGGGUCGUAUUCUGAAAAAAUGAUUGGGAGUACCACCUCGGGAUUCUCAGACUUGGUCAUUGUUGGUGAGCGAAUCGAGAACGGCUUGAAGAUCGGUAAAAUACAAGACACAACAGCUGCGGCUAGUGGAGCAAAGAAGCCUCAUUCCGGAUUCUCAAAAAAGAAGGAAGGAGAGACCAAUGCUAUCACUUAA